GGGUGGAUUAGGGGAGGGCUACAUAAAGGGAUCGUUCCAGGGGUUUGGCCCUAAUCUGACCUCUGGGAUGAUGCAAUAUCUGAACCCAUCAAAAGCAUUCAGGGGUAAAGCAGCGUGUAGCUUUGCCUAGUUGGCAUGCACCGGAUCACAAGUUGGCAUCAGAAAUAUUCAAUAAUGUGAACCCGGUGACCCGAAAUCGAAUGUCAUAAAAAUUUAUCUGUAUUAACUGUAUUCUUAAAUGGCUCAUCAUGUCAUUUCUUUACUCGGCCAAUCCUAUUACAGUUGUCAUGACAUGAUGUAGGUAUAUUAUAGACUUGGCCAAUAUUUAGCUUACAAUUUAAUUAACUUUUUACAUUGAAUAUUAUACUUUACCCAAGUAAAAUAUGGGUUUGGUUUGGUCUAAAUUGUCAAAUGAAAGGACAUUUGAGCUUUCUUUUAACAUAAAAGCUACACUUUCAACUCCUCCUAGUAGAUAGCCUCAAGGGAUCAUUGAUUUAAACUGCAUGAGGCUUUAACAGACCCUCUGUGGGAGCUGAUGUUACCUUUGAAAUGUUGCACACACACACUACUUGUUUGUUUUGGUGUUGUCACAUUUCUUAACUCCAGUACCCGCUGUUUUCCCCUGUGUCUUUCAGCGUUCACCAUGAUGAUCAUCCUGGCUCUGAUCCGUAUUGGUAAAGGCCGGGGCGAAGGCCACCCCCGUAUGGCCCAGAUCUCUGGGGUGCCAAACCUGUUUGGAGUGUGUGUCUACUCCUUCAUGUGCCAGCACUCCCUGCCCUCCCUGGUGACGCCCAUCUCUGAUAAGAGGCGUGUGGGAACCCUGGUGGUGUGUGACUAUGUCCUCAUCCUUGGCUUCUACGGCCUGCUCUCCUUCACAGCCAUCUUCUGCUUCGACAGCUCCCUGCUGCACGACAUGUACACCCUCAACUUCACAGACAACUGUGACGUGCUGGACAUCGCCGCGCUGCGCUACUUCCUGGGCCUCUUCCCCGUCUUCACCAUCAGCACCAACUUCCCCAUCAUCGCAGUCACGCUGCGCAACAACUGGAAGACCCUCUUCCACCGUGACGGGGGCACCUACCCCUGGGUGGUGGACCGCAUCGUCUUCCCCCUCAUCACCCUGGUGCCGCCCAUCAUCGUGGCCUUCUGCACCCACAACCUGGAGUCCCUGGUGGGCAUCACGGGUGCCUACGCUGGCACGGGCAUUCAGUACGUCAUCCCCGCCCUGCUGGUGUACUUCGGCCGGCGCCACCUGGAGCCCAUGCUGGGCACGGACGAGGUCAACAAGCACCAGUCCCCGUUCCGCCACACUUUCUGGGUGUGGUUCGUAGUGGUGUGGGCUACCUUCUGCCUCAUGUUUGUCACAGCCAACAUCAUCCUGGAGGACACCAAGAAAUGAGGACACUGACUGACUGUGAAACACGGGUUUCUCUGUGUGGGUGUCUUGUAUUUCUACGUUUUCUCUAUCUGAGGCCUUACAGAACUUGGUACAGUUCGGACGGUGUGCCUUUUUAUGCCGCUCUUGUAGCAUGGGAAACCCUUGUAAUUAAAGCGGUAAUCAGCAGUUGAAACAAUUAUAAAGUAUCCUCCCCGCCCCUGUUUCGGUAAAAAGCUAGAGGAUGGGGCCAUUAUGUAAAUGUAAACCGUUAUCAAAUUCAUAGACAGAGCUAUGCAUGCAAGGAAUAGCCAUCCAGAUAUUCAAAUUAUAGUUUUAACCAUGUUUUGAGGGUAUAUAGUGUUUAUUUACAUUUACUUUGUUUACAAACAUUAGAGAACAACAAGCUUAUAUUCUAGGUUCUGAUGGGGUUUGAGAGUUGAACAAAGCGGAUGUGGCAUUUAUAAGUUAUAUUCUUCAAGAAUCAAUAGGUACAUAUCAGGGACCAAAUAUCUAGUGAUUAUAGUCCAGUAUGAAAGGUGCUACCGUAUGUAGCAACAAAAGGAAAAGGAAGAGGACCUGGUUCACUCUGUUCCAGUGUCCCUCUGUAUAAAAAUACAAGCUGGACAAUCAAAGACCGUAUUAGCAAGGCAUUGCACUACACAACAGCACUGUUU
This is a messenger RNA of Coregonus clupeaformis (lake whitefish), 2052 nucleotides long. RefSeq names its product transmembrane protein 104-like. The record is from RefSeq and is a predicted model, not a curated record. Lineage: Eukaryota; Metazoa; Chordata; Actinopteri; Salmoniformes; Salmonidae. The transcript has a single exon. The coding region runs from base 536 to 1399 and encodes 287 amino acids.